Pecten maximus is the source of this 590-nucleotide messenger RNA. Its product is annotated as E3 ubiquitin-protein ligase TRIM56-like. Gene Ontology annotation, biological process: positive regulation of DNA-templated transcription. The record is from RefSeq and is a predicted model, not a curated record. The annotation marks the transcript as partial. Gene Ontology annotation, molecular function: ubiquitin-protein transferase activity. NCBI's taxonomy places the organism in Eukaryota, Metazoa, Mollusca, Bivalvia, Pectinida, Pectinidae. Gene Ontology annotation, cellular component: nucleoplasm; chromatin. The transcript has 3 exons.
ACUUGGACCACGGCAUCAAUCAUAAUGCCGCGUUAGAAAGAGACAAUAGCGAGACGAGAUCGCGGUAUGGUUCAGGAUAGAAGUCGGACGUGAAAAGUGUAUUGGCUGUUAGAAACCAUUGGAGAGUCAGUAUGGAGGGUGACAAGAGUAUAGAGGGAGAUAAGAUUGAGCGAUUGCGGGAGCGGAUUCUCCAAUGUCCAAUCUGCAUUGACGAGUUUCAGGACCCACGGAUCCUGCCCUGUCACCACUCUGUGUGUCUCAACUGUUUGUUGGACUAUGUCCGACAUUCCUCCUCCUCUGGUCGACUUUUCAGGUGUCCACAAUGCAGGAGUGACGUCUGUGUACCUAGAGGAGGGGUUAAAGACUUCCCACCCAAUUUCUACAUCAACUGUAUCCAGGAUGAGAUCGGAGCACGGCCGUAUUUCGGUGUGUGUGAUGUAUGUCGUCGAGACUGGCUAGUUUCACAGUACCGCUGCAUCAACUGUGACCUUGAUAUAUGUAAAUUUUGUAUCCACGACCACCGUCUGUUCAGUCAUGCAAUACAGGAGGAGGCAAACAUCAUGAAGAUCGAGACGGGUAACAUUGGUACG